This is a messenger RNA of Acomys russatus (golden spiny mouse), 739 nucleotides long. RefSeq names its product islet amyloid polypeptide (gene Iapp). The coding region runs from base 262 to 564 and encodes 100 amino acids. Gene Ontology annotation, cellular component: extracellular region. Gene Ontology annotation, molecular function: hormone activity. The record is from RefSeq and is a predicted model, not a curated record. Lineage: Eukaryota; Metazoa; Chordata; Mammalia; Rodentia; Muridae. The transcript is spliced from 3 exons.
CAAAACAGAAGAGUUUUCCAAACAGGACCUCUGGACAUUUUGGAAACAUUUUUACACUUAGCACUUGACAAGUUUGUGUGCUCACAUUACACUGUUAGCUGGGAGCAGGAGGAGAAGAAGGCUGGCACUCUGUUCAUUUCCUCCUGUUUUAUUCUGCUCAGGACUACAGCCAGUGCCAGGAAGCUGCACACGCUGGGUCUUCCUGCACGCAGUCAUCAGCUAUGGAGACUCGCCUCUGUAGAGCCGAACUUGGCUUUCCACAUGAUUACAGGGAACUUGAGAGUGAUGUGCAUCUCAAAGCUGCCAGCUGCCCUCCUCAUCCUCUCUGUGGCACUAAUCCACUUGAAAGCUGCACCUGUGGGAAGUGGUUCCACCCAUCAGAUGGACAAACGGAAGUGCAACACAGCCACAUGCGCCACACAACGCCUGGCAAACUUUUUGGUCCGUUCCAGCAACAACCUUGGUCCUGUCCUGCCACCAACCAACGUGGGAUCGAACACAUAUGGCAAGAGGAAUGUGGCCAAGGUUCCGAACAAAGAAUCCUUGGAUAUCUUACUCCUUUAGAGUCGACACACUUCUGCAUCUCUCAUUAUUUCAUGUAUAAAUACUCUGGUGAUUCCCUGAAUAAUUUAACAGUGCCUUUUUCAAAUUUCCAGUGUGAAUGCACAACAAUGUGCCCAUGCUUGCUGACUGUGUGUGUAAAUUGUCAUUCUAAGAAUUGCUUUAAACUGAGUGCUGA